UCCAAGGAAAGCGACCAGUAAAACGCACCCAACCAAAGAAACCAGCCAUGAAUUGUAUAGAUUAGAAUAAAACAGUUGUCAAUAAAAAUAAAUAAACAAAAAAUAAUGCUGAUAGUAAUAAUUAUUAAGUAUUAAGUGUCGAUAAGUUUUUAGUUAUUUUUUAUUACGUAACAUAAACAUAUAAUGGAGAGUAAGAAGGAAUUGAGAUAUAACGUUGACAAUAUUGGAAUAUUUUCUAGUUCAAACUCGCGUAAGAAUAGCAGCCAAUCAACAGUUCCGUUGACAAUUCCUUGUCCUGGACGUACACAGGGUGAUGGUAUGGAGAAUGUGUCAAAUAUUCCGUCAGAUACUGAAAAAAUAUCAGGAAAAAAAAUAAAUCUACGUGAUAAAUUAAUUUAUCAUCCGUCUAAUCUGAAGCAGCAGUCAUCGUGUCCACCAGUGACACCAACUGGUACCAUUGUUAGAUUAAUACCAAAAAAUGUAACUCAUACAAAGAAAGAAAAGCUACUGAGCUCGUUAAAAAAAUCAAAAGAGCCUAAAUUUGUACCCUACGAACCCUACAAGGCUGCUGUUAAUCCAAUAGUUCCUGAUGAACGUAAAUUUAUCCGUGGGUCUCGUAAUAAUCUUGAUAUUAAUGAGAUGGUUGCUCAAAUGGCGUUACACAAGUCAAUAGAGUUUAAAAAAAAUGAUAAUCAUAAAAAUGCUGACAGUAAAGAGGACAGAGAGCUCAAGCAGUGGGAAUGUGAUAAGAAAGCUUACGAAUUAGAAUUACAGAAGCUCAGAGAAGAGAACAUUCAACUGGAAAAUCAGCUCAAGUUCCAGGCGCAAGUCAAUGGUGAGUUAAAAAAUUUAUUGGUCGCGGCCGUUGGCGAAGAUCUCGAGACCAAAGUUCAUAUUCUCACUGAAGACAAACUCCAGCUGUCUCAGGCUCUGCUUAACUCUGCGAGACACCUGAAUACACAUCAAGAGCAGACCGAGUGGUUGGCAGGACAGUGCGAAGUAUGGAGAAGCAAAUUCUUGGCCAGCAGUCUCAUGGUCGAGGAGUUGGCUCGUUGGAAAGCUGGACUCUGUCAAAGAACUACCGACUUGCAAGAAUCUAUCAAAAGACUGCUUGAAGAACGUAUCAGAGUACGGGAGACUUUGAUGAAAACUUACAAGACACUCAGCGUUCUCAGAGAGAAUUUUGAUCCAAUAGGUACGCUCACAUAUAGGAGGCACGAGCUUCCCAGCAGUAAUAUCCUUGACUUGGCUGACGGCUGCUGCCAGGUCGCUGAAAUUUUAAAUGUCCAACUGCUCAGUGGCAUGGACCCUGUGAGAAAGAUCAAGCAGGUGGAUACAACAGGUCUCGAAAUGAAAACCGUCGCUGAAAAAAAUGCCGAGCAGCUCCUGAUGAAUCCGAAUUUAAUCAUGUCCGGGCGACAAGAUGCUGCUUGCAGCGCGGUUAUGGGAGCAGCUUUCGCGCUUUCUGGUAAAAUGUGUCUUCCAUCCUUGAUGAUUGACGGCAGUAUGGCUUGUUGUCCACAUUGCAGUGGAGAAAUAAAACAGGUUUAAUAAUUAA
Molecule: messenger RNA, 1558 nt
Organism: Microplitis mediator
Lineage: Eukaryota; Metazoa; Arthropoda; Insecta; Hymenoptera; Braconidae
Product: golgin-45
Exons: 2
Coding region: 184-1551 (455 amino acids)
Biological process (GO): Golgi to plasma membrane protein transport; Golgi organization
Cellular component (GO): Golgi membrane
Source: RefSeq, a predicted model, not a curated record